AUGAAAAGAGGUAAGUACGAGGUACAGAAAUAUUUGAGAAAUUAUCCCAAAUUAGGAAACAACGUGACGUAUGAGUGGUUGAAUCAAGACGUGUGAUUCAACCCGAAAGUUUGUGAGAUUUUUUGAGACCGUGUUCUUGUGUACUUGGUAUGUCGUUUGAGUACACAAAGAAAAAGUCAGAAUAUAUAAGUGCCAUGUAAGAAACGUGAGUACAUGGUAUGAUAGAAACGUAAUUUCUAAACAUAAUUUAUAACGUAAAUCCUACAAGAGAUAUCUGUAAAAUGUAAAAGCUUGUCUAAGCUUAACUCCAUAAAUAUAUGUAUAUAACAUGAAGAAUUUCAAUAAAACUUUAAUGCCAUAUCUGCUAAAAGAUUAAACCAUAACCUAAAUAAAUACUUAUUUAUAAGUAGUUAACAGGGGUAUUGCCCCAGUCAUAUGCAAGGAUUUUGUAAUUUGCAUAAAAUAAAUUACAGUAAUAACAUGAAACCAACUAUAGCUGCUGAUAUGCAGAACAAGUUGCUUAAUACAAGAAAAAAACGAAACCGAUAUGCCUGCCGGCAGCAAAGGGGUUAAUAUGCCUGUGACUUGGCCGUAAAGCGUGUGGCCGUAAAGUAAGGCCGUUUUAAAUCGCGACGCCGUGGGAAAUGAUCCGGGCGACGGAUUUACGAUUUUGAAGUCCUGUGGACUUAAUCUGCGACGAAAACACCGGGUAUGUGCGUGGCUGAACGGGCGGAAAACCUGUAAGGAUUCCUGGACACAGCUACACCAAACGAAAACCGCGGGUUUUUGAAAAGCAAGAUGGCGCCGUACGUGAACCGGAAGUGGAUUCUCGAUGCAGCGCUGACCUCGAACGGUAUGGAGCCAGGUAAGGGGUGUCCCUUAAGUAGGGAGAAGGUGAGUCAUACGCCCCUCCCACAAUUACAGGCCAAAAGGCCUUAAUACAUAUAUAUAAGUAUACAUACAUACACAUGUGUGUAUAUAAAGAAUGUGUGACUAAGUGGCUACUACAAAAGACUAGACAUACCCCAUUAUUUUUUAUUUUUUUUAAAUUUGGCAUUGUUUGGUUUAAUACCUUAGGUUGUCUUCUUUUAAAAAAUAUAUACAUGUGAAGGGUUAUUCAGGGAUUCCUGACAGAUAUCAGUGUUACUAUGUAACUUUCAUUAAUUAUGGCAAAAAAAUGGUUUGGAAAUAGCAAAGUGCUACUUGUACUUAUUGCCCUAUAGCUUGCAAAAAAAAAGCUAAGAACAUGUUAACAUUGGGUAUUUUAAAACUCAGGACAAAAUUUAGAAACUAUUUAACACAGGUGUUUUUUUGGCGGUUGUAGAUGCGUAACAGAUUUUGGGGGUCAAAGUUAGAAAAAGUGUGUUUUUUAAAAUUCUUUCAUCAUAUUUUAUAAUUACUUUUAUGGUAAAUUAUAUGAUAUGAUUAAAAUAGUGGUAUCUUUAGAAAGACCAUUUAAUGGUGAGAACAAAGGUAUAUAAUAUAUCAAUAAAUGAGUAAGAGAAAAAUUACAGCUAAACACAAACACCACAGAAAUGUAAAAACAGCCCUGGUCCCAAACCGUAAGAAGAUUGAAAAACGAUCUGGUCACUAAGUGGUUAAGUUUCAGAAGACAAAAAAUGUGCAUGCAAUUAGAAAUAAAAAUGUAUUUGGAAAAUGUACAAAUGGAUUCAGUAUCAUAAUUCAGUAUCAUAACACGUGAAAUAGAUACAGUUGACAUUGCAUUGACUAUAUUAGUUUGAUAGUGUGACAAACUGCCAUUUGCCACUGGGCAUUGGAGAGGACUGAUUGCUAGCCUCCUGCCCUGCGACUAUGGCCCUGGGAUGUAUUGCCCUUUAAGAACUGAUUUGGACUUAUGGACUUUUAUUGUACAGUGCUGGCCCUUUUAAAAACAGUGUAUGGACACAUGGAAACUUUUUGGACACUUUUUCUUCCCCUUUGAAUCCCUGGGAAGGUGAGGCUCUUCCCCUCCCCCAGCUCCAUUGUUCUCCAGCAGGGAGUUGUCCCAGGGACACUGCCAGACCAGUGGGAACUGGUUUGGGAAGGAAAAGCCAUGCUUGCAAUUGAUAAUAAAGGGACCUCAACCUAACUUUUUAACCCCUGGACGGAUUCAUGUGAUUUUUACAUAUGUUGCUCCCCAAGUUAUGCUGAUAACAGAAAUAUAAGUUUUAUUCGUAUGUGAUGUAAAAUACAUGGGAUGUAAAAUACAUGUGAUGUAAAAUACAGGGAGUUAUAAAAAUGUAUAAAAAGUGUAACUUUUCAGCUUGGAGAUAAUUGAGUAGAUACAGCAAUUGACUCAAUUAUCUCCUAAGCAGAGGGGAGGAAUAUGAUGGGUGUGUUUCUAUUGUCCCAUUGUGUCUGAUUGGCUGCUGUACUUGCAUUGUAUAUGUUGUAAUGUGUUUAUUGGUUGUUCUGAAAAACCCUGUGGGUGGUCCUAUGUAGGGAAAACCUGCAUAAAAGAAGGCCCUUUGGUGCCAAGUAAUACAGAUCUUCUUGACCCUCAAUACGUAGCCUUGUCUCGUUAUUGGAGGGAACUGCUAUAUCACACUGGGGAUUGCUAUGCUCUGCAUACUCCCCUGAGCUUUUAAUCACUUAGCUCUUUUAAGAGCUGUUCCUGUUACGCUCUCCAGGAGGAGAGGUCUUCCCCACAUGGUCCUGGAGGACAGAAGCUGAUCCAGGGUGGAAGGAAGACGGCGAGACUCCAGUUAAGCUACGGCGGUUGGAGAGUCUGCGGUGGUUGUGGUGUCUGCUGCAGUGUUUGGAGUCCUCAGGAAGCGCUAGGAGCAUCCAUCAACGGAGGGUACUCGGUCGGAGUACAGGGAGCUCCGUUACAGAUAGAUUUAAGUUUUAAAGGGAAAGUGGUAUGUCCAAAUCCUACUCUUGUUUGUUGAAUGCAAACUCUUUUGACAUUUACAAGGAUAGAGUUGAAAUGUGUUACAAGCUACAAUGUAAUGUUGUAAUGUUGCUUAUGUAUCCUUUCCUGAGCUUUUGUGAAAGAUGUUCAAAAUGUAUCUUAUAAGUGCCGCAUUGCUCGCUCAUUUAUAUUUCAAAACACAUAUAAGAUCAUGGUCAGAAUAAACUAUUUCAAUAUCUUUUGUUUCUAUCAUAUUUAAUUGUACAGAUUUUCUUCAAUUCAAAAUCUUUUGACAUUUGCCAAGACUGUGUUCCUAUGGGUCAUAGACUACAAUGUAAUGCUUCAGAUGUUUACUGUUAUUCACAUUCAAGAUGUUCAGUGUUUAUAUUAUAUUUAAAUCAUUGUUGUCUUGUUAAAUUAGGGAUUUAGACAUCCUUUGUUUAUAUUAUUUUUCAUUGUACAUAUAUUCCAUAUUUUAGUUACUGCUCCAGUGGAGAAUGUGAUCAUAGAGAAUAUAACCACCAAUUUAUGGUCAAAGACUAAAUGUCUUAAUGUGUUUCAUGCCUCACCUGCUAUAGACUGUAAGCUUGUUUGAGCAGGGCCCUCUUCAACCUAUUGUUUCUGUAAGUUUUCUUGUAAUUUUCCUAUCUAUAGUUAAAUCCCCCCUCUAAAAAUAUUGUAAAGCGCUACGGAAUCUGUUGGCGCUAUAUAAAUGUCAAUAUUAAUAAUAAAAAUAAAUUAUCUGUUUAGAUACCUUUUGUUUAUGUUAUUUCUCAGAGCACAUUAUUUCUAUAUUCUAGUUCCUGCUGCAGUGGAUAAUUUGAUCAUAGAGAAUAUCACCACCAAUUCUGUUCUCCUGAUCUGGCAAACUCCUGAAGGGAACAGAAGUUCAUAUGAAUUAGAAGUUUUAGGCAAUUCAUCAUCCAUUGUGAGCCUUAAUUCUAAUGAUACAUCUUACCUUGUGGAAAACUUAAUACCUGGGAACUUUUACACAUUCAAUAUCUAUGCCAAAGCUGGAAACGGUUUGACUGGGGGCAUCGCAGAAAACUAUACAUUCACAGGUAUAUAUAGAAUAGCAUGUUGAUAAUCAUUAUAAAAAUGUAAUAGCAAAAUGAUAGCUAAAUAAUUAACUUUCAGAAGAUAAAAAUAACCUAUAUGUAAGUUGAAAGGAACAUUAAUUUGGUAAAUAUACAAUGUAAGAUUUUAAAGCAACUGUGGUAUAUCCAUUUUUCCCCUUUGUUAAAUCCAGGUUAAGUUUCUUGAAGGCAAAAUCUUUUGCCAUUUGCCAAGACAGUGUUGCAAUGGGUUUUGACCUACCAUGCAAUGUUUCUGAUGGUUGCUGUUAUUCACAAUCAAGGCGCUCAGUGUUUCUAUUAUAGUUGAAGCAUUGUUGUCUUGUGCAUAUUUCAAAAAUAUAUAUAUGGUCAAAGACAAAACUAAUAUUUCGAUCGUCUUUGUUUAUGUCAUAUUUCAUCGAACAUCAUUUCUAUAUUCUAGUUCCUGCUGCACUACAGAAUGUGAUCAUAGAGAAUAUCACCACCAAUUCUGUUCUCCUGAUCUGGCAAACCCCUGAAGGGAACAGAAGUUCAUAUGAAUUAGAAGUUUUAGGUGAUUCAUCAUCAAUUGUGAGCCUUCAGUCUAAUGAUACAUCUUACCUUGUGGACCAGUUAAUACCUGGGAACUUUUACACAUUCAAUAUCUAUGCCAAAGCUGGAAACGGUUUGACUGGGGGCAUCGCAGAAAACUAUUCAUUUACAGGUAAACAUUGAAUAGCAGGUUGAUAUCUCAUUAUAAAAUUUGAAAAGCAAAAUGAUAGCUAAAUAAUUAACUUUCAGAAGAUAAAAAUAAACUGCAUGUUGGUUGAAAGGAACAUUAAUUUGGUAAAUAUAUACUAAUGAGUUUAAGGUGAUAGCAGAGUGAAUUAGUUAGAUUUGACAAUGCAUUGACUAUACUAAUUUGACAAUGUAAGAUUUUAAAGCAACUGUGGUAUAUCCAUUUUUCCCCUUUGUUAAAUCCAGGUUAAGUUUCUUGAAGGCAAAAUCUUUUGCCAUUUGCCAAGACAGUGUUGCAAUGGGUUUUGACCUACAAUGCAAUGUUUCUGAUGGUUGCUGUUAUUCACAAUCAAGGCGUUCAGUGUUUCUAUUAUAUUUGAAGCAUUGUUGUCUUGUGCAUAUUUCAAAUAUAUAUAUGGUCAAAGACAAAAGUAAUAUUUCAAUAUCUUUUGUUUAUGUCAUAUUUCAUUGCACAUCAUUUCUAUGUUCUAGUUCCUUCUGCAGUAGAGAAUGUGGUCAUAGAGAAUAUCACCACCAAUUCUGUUCUCCUGAUCUGGCAAACACCUGAAGGGAACAGAAGUUCAUAUGAAUUAGAAGUCUUAGGCGAUUCAUCAUCAAUUGUGAGCCUUAAUUCUAAUGAUACAUCUUACCUUGUGGACCAGUUAAUACCUGGGUACUUUUACACAUUCAAUAUCUAUGCCAAAGCUGGAAACGGUUUGACUGGGGGCAUCGCAGAAAACUAUACAUUCACAGGUAAAUAUAAAAUAACAUGUUGAUAUUUCAUAAAAUUUGAAACACAAAAUGUAAGAAAAAUUAUACAAUUUCAAUUGUUAAAAUAGAACCAAAACUGAAGGUAACUUAAAAGGAACAUUAAUUUGGUAAAUAUUUACUAAUGCAUUUGUGAUGGAGAGUUGGCAAUGCAUUAACUAGACUAAUUUGACAGUGUUUUUGAAGCAACUGUGGUACAUCCAUUUUUUUCACGUUGCGAAAUCCAGGUCAAGUUUCUUGAGGGCAAAAUCUUUUGACAUUUGCCAAGACAGUGUUGCAAUGAGUCAUGGGCUACAAUGCAAUGUUUUUUAUUCACAAAAAAGGUGUUCUGUGUUUAUAUUAUAUUUGAAGCACUGUUGUCUUAUGCAUAUUUCAAAAAGAUAUAUAUAUAUAUAAAUAUAGCAUGCUGAAAUAUCAUUAUAAAAUUUUAUACCAAAUGUGAUAGCAAAUUAAUUCACUUUUAGAAGAGAAAAAGAAAGUGUAUUUAAGUUGAAUGGAAGAUUUAUCUUGUAAAUAUUUCCUAUUGAGUGUAAGAUUAUAGUAAAGUAGUUAAUUCAAUCUCGUGGCAUGAUGACAUUGGAAGCCAUGGAUGAAGCAUCCGUGGAUCUCGCAGUGCUAAACUGAGCAUCAAGGGAAUCUCGUAACGGAGGCGUAGGAGGAGUGGUGGCACUGCGUUAAUUUCAGAGGGUGACAGUCGCGGUAUGCUAAGCUGGAAAAAAACUUGAUAAUAGUGCUAGUCAGAGUGGUGAAAAAAGAGGGCAAUCCCUGCAAACAGAAGUUGCACUUUGAGGCUGAGAGGCCUUGAGCUCGUGUCUCUGAAACCCUAAAACAUCUCUGCCCAGGCCUUGCUCAUCAGGGCCCAUGGCGUGUGCAUUUGCUGGCGAAGAGUUAGAACAGACUCUACGCCAAGUGGCCCCGCUGCCAUGGUAGGCGAGUUAAGAGAAUUGCGCGUUCAACGCUGUGAAGCUGGCAUCUCGCAUUGAUGACUGCCCCUUCCCCUCCCUCGUGUGUGCUCGUGGCUUCAGAAGGUAGCUCGUAUAAACUAAAGCUUUUGUACCCCCCUCUCCUCCUCCCAAGCUCCUGCCCGCCUUUGUGUCUCUCCCAGUCUUCGUCUGUGUAGUAGCUCCCAUGCCCCUGUGCCCCAAAACCGCCCUGCCCUGCUUCCUGGUGCAUGUGGUUUGGGCCUCUCCUGCUCCCCCUGUUUCCCAGCACCCCUUCCUCUCCUGCCCCCAGGAUAAGUUUCUCUCGGCCCCUCCAGUUUAGCAAGAUUUAGCUGUCCACCCAUCUAUGACUAACAGUGUGUCCGUGCAGGCAUAAGCCUGGUGUACCCUAGUUCUCGCUACCCCUAUCUUAAAACUCAUUGCAAACCCCCAAAACCGGCCGUCCAUUCCAAGGUAUAAUGUUUGAUUCCCGUCCCGUGGUAAAGAGGAGAGGGAACCGGAACCAGAGGAAGAAGCAGCCCAUUCCCGUGGGUCGUCGACUUCUUCGGAAGCCGACGAGGUCGGCCGCACCGCGACAGCUCCGCUCCCCCUCACCCCCCGCGUGCCACGCCAUCUCGCCCUCUUAG
Messenger RNA from Pelobates cultripes (western spadefoot toad), 6961 nucleotides. The record is from the annotation of a GenBank genome assembly. Lineage: Eukaryota; Metazoa; Chordata; Amphibia; Anura; Pelobatidae.